AUGUAGGCAGCCCAGGGAGGUGGAGCCGCGACGCCUGAAGGAGUUCCCACCGCAGCCGUGCUCUAGGUCUACCUCAUCCACCACCAGCCCCUGCUCCAGAGACGUCCCUGCCGCCUCCCGAUGGGCGGUAGGGACCGUGGCAAUCCCCCCACCUCCAUAUUCGGACCUGGGGGACAUCCAUUGCUCCAGACCCCUGUCUCUUCUUGCUUCCCAGACGGCUGGAGUCAUUCCUGGGGGAAGCUGUUUCGGGCCAAUCAGCCGCCGCACGAGCAUCUCGGCGGCCAGCCUGGCUGGGCACCGGGCAUCUACGAAGCCAGCCCUGCCGGACACGGGACAUCACGCAACGAUUGUCUCCGGCCUCCACCCAGCUUGUCGCGAGUCCUGGGCGGUGGACUUCUGAGCUCCUUUGGCCUCCCCAGGACGCGAGUGAGCUCCCCGCGCUCCCAGCCCUUGGGGCCGCCGCGAUGCUGCCCUGGAGACGGAACAAAUUUGUGCUGGUGGAGGACGAGGCCAAGCGCAAGGCGAAGAGCCUGAGCCCCGGGCUCACCUACACGUCGCUGCUCUCCAGCUUCCUGCGCUCCUGCCCGGAUCUGCUACCGGACUGGCCCCUGGAGCGUCUGGGCCGCGUGUUCCGCAGCCGGCGCCAGAAAGUGGAGCUUAACAAGGAGGACCCCACCUACACCGUGUGGUACCUGGGCAACGCCGUCACCCUGCACGCCAAGGGCGACGGCUGCACCGACGACGCCGUGGGCAGGAUCUGGGCGCGCUGCGGGCCGGGAGGGGGCACGAAGAUGAAACUGACGCUGGGCCCGCACGGCAUCCGCAUGCAGCCGAGCGAGCGCAGUACGGGGGGCUCGGGGGGUCGCAGGCCGACGCACGCCUACCUGCUGCCGCGCAUCACCUACUGCGCGGCGGACGGGCGCCACCCGCGCGUCUUCGCCUGGGUCUACCGCCACCAGGCGCGCCACAAGGCCGUGGUGCUGCGCUGCCACGCCGUGCUGCUGGCGCGGGCUCACAAGGCGCGCUCCCUGGCUCGGCUGCUCCGCCAGACCGCGCUGGCGGCCUUCAGCGACUUCAAGCGGCUGCAGCGGCAGAGCGACGCGCGCCACGUGCGCCAGCAGCACCUCCGCGCGGGGGGCGCUGCCGCCUCGGUACCCCGCGCCCCACUGCGCCGCCUGCUCAACGCCAAGUGCGCCUACCGGCCUCCACCCGGCGAGCGCGGCCGCGGGGCUCCGCGGCUCAGCAGCAUCCAGGAGGAGGACGAGGAGGAGGAUGCGGAGGAGGAGGACUCCCGGGACAGCGAGGGAGGAGCCCUGCAGCGCGAGAGGCCGGAGGUGCUCAGCCUGGCCCGGGAGCUGAGGACGUGCAGCCUGCGGGGCGCCCCGGCGCCUCUGCCGCCCGCGCAGCCCCGCCGCUGGAAGGCAUGCUCCAGGGAGCGUGCGGCCCAGGCUCGCUGAGAGCGCAGGGCUAGGACUCGGGCCCUAGACCCGGCCCAGCAGACUGACCAGGACUCUAACCCGGCCCUGCCCGCUUCCGCCCCCCUGGUCCCUGGCCUUGCUCCUCAUCCUAGCUCAGGGUGAAGCCGGAUAUGCCCUUGAUUAUUGGGGUGGAGAGGAGUCCACAUCUCCCCACACUGGGAGUUUCCCUGGUCCUCCACUGUGGAAUUGCCCCCACGCUUUAUGCCAAGUCUCCCCACAGACCAACUUGCUCUCUUCCAAAACAGCUUCUCAGGAGAAGGGGAAAUGUUUGCGGGAACCCUGGAGGUUGGGUUUUGAACCCAGGACCCCAUCUAGGGUAGGAGUAAUGGUCCUGCCCUUAGUCUCUUGUUCCCUGUGAUAAGAACACCCUGGGGAGAUUUCAGAUAAGGAAGAGAAUGGAGUGGGUGGGGAGAAUUGAGGAGAGCCCCACCGAGGACUCCCACCUGGGACCAUACACACAGGGAGAAAUUCUUGGUCAUACUCUUUACCCUUUGGAAGGCUCCUGACACUUCACUGCUCUGCCUGUGAAAGGGACUGGGAUGGUCCUGUCUACGUGCAAAGGACAGAGUGGGACAGUCUACCAGCCCUACACUAGGCAGCUAUCCAAGCCUCUGCCUUGGCUUUCCUCCAGGGCUUCACUCAUCCCCUCUCUUGCAGACAGAUAACUGGUCUACCUAGGUACCCUGCCUCCUGGACCAAGAUGGAACCUCUGAAGGAGGUAAGGACACAUGCCCCAAAGAAGCCAAGGCUUUCAGGCCAAGCAGGUCCUGACCACAGCUGUCCUUCCAUGCAGGAUGAGGGCGGGAGAGGUGUGAACACAGAGGGGAAGGGAGACCCUGUCCGGGUAUCUCCACAAGGCCAUCAAAACCCAAAGAUCUAUGUCAUCUACUGAUCGAUGUAAAUAAAGUGGAUAUGCUUUUGCAGCUCUGUCA
Molecule: messenger RNA, 2410 nt
Organism: Peromyscus maniculatus bairdii (prairie deer mouse)
Lineage: Eukaryota; Metazoa; Chordata; Mammalia; Rodentia; Cricetidae
Gene: Fam43b
Product: family with sequence similarity 43 member B
Source: RefSeq, a predicted model, not a curated record